Pelobates cultripes (western spadefoot toad) is the source of this 642-nucleotide messenger RNA. NCBI's taxonomy places the organism in Eukaryota, Metazoa, Chordata, Amphibia, Anura, Pelobatidae. The record is from the annotation of a GenBank genome assembly.
AUGGGACCAUCCUCCAGCAUCCUGAUUCAAGAGACACCAGGGUUCAUCUUGACAGAGAAGAGGAUCCUGACCCGACGUGUGUUCGUCAGCUUGUACCUCAAGAUUUCCAUUGAGAAGGCAUACAACAUUUCAUCGAUGCAGCUUCCUGAGUUACAGACUUGGUACCAGAUGCACCUCCAAAGAGCACAGGACCGUGUGCGAAACAUCUUGGAGCAAGCCUGGAAACCAUUUGUAUCCAGUACUAUUUCGAUGAGCAACCGACCCAAAAGGUUCCUCACCGCCAUAAUUGUUGCAUUAGUUUGUGCCACUGUCGGUGCAGUUGUCGCAACUGGAAUGUCUGCAGCCAACUCUAUUACUGUCCAAAAGCUGGACAUGGAAAUCUAUGCACUAAAGCAACACAUUAACGAUAUUCAUCAGGUGAUAAACCAGCAAAGAACAUUUCUCCAAGACGUGUUAACUAUUGUGGAAGACACAGUUGUUACAACAAAUUUGCAUUCGAAGUUAAUUGCCAAACCCACUGAGUUGCACCAAAGUCAUGACUUAUUUAAGCGUGAACUUCUAUUUCUGCAUGACCCAAUAUUGUGCCACACACUUGCUUUUCUUGACGAAGUGCAAACUGGAAUGAUUGAAUUGGCAGGCUGA